This is a messenger RNA of Arabidopsis arenosa, 773 nucleotides long. NCBI's taxonomy places the organism in Eukaryota, Viridiplantae, Streptophyta, Magnoliopsida, Brassicales, Brassicaceae. The record is from the annotation of a GenBank genome assembly.
AAUCCUCGGGUCAACAAUAAUAAAAAAGAAGAGAAAUAUAAAAAAUCUUGUGUAAUUUUUUUUGCACACUCCACAGCCUAAGCCCAACCAAAAUCACAAAAACAAUAAAAAUAUAAUAAUGGGUGGCUGUGCGAGUAGACCCAAGGAAUCAGACAUGAACAACGAAGAAGGCUCUGUUCCUAACAAGCCUGUGUCUGAAACCGUAGUAGCCAAGGAGAACAACACAGAAAGCGGUGAGAAACAGAACCAGACAGUGGCUGAAACCACUGAAACAACUUCUGUCGAAGCUAAGGAGACAUCUCCGGUCGAGCCAACCAAGGAAACAACUCCUGCUGUUCAACCAGAGGUUGCAGCCGUCGAAGAGUCUUCUUCUGCUGAUGCUGGUGAGGCUGCAGAAGCCGCACCUGAGAAAGAGGAGAAGGCUGCAACAGAAAACGUUGAAGCAAAGGUGGAGGCGGUUGCCGUAGCUGCACCUGAAAAGGUUGAGGUUGCGGUGGAAGCGGAGAAAAAGGCUGAAACUGAACCAAUAAAGGCUGAGGCUGAACCAGUAAAGACCGAGGCUGAACCAGUAAAGGAGGAGAGUAAAAAAGAAGAGAAAGAAGUUGUUGUCACCGUUUGAUGAUUAAUUAAAUUUGUGAAAGUAUUUUGAAUGUUGUUGUAUGUCACCUUGAUUUGAUUUGAUUUGCUACUAUCAGAUUGGUUUGGCUUUGUUUGUUCUUUGUAUCUCAAAAUGAUUCUUCUUUGAUUCAAUUAAAUAUAAAUCAGUUUUGCUU